AUGACUCUUCUUCGCAGCAUGCUAGCAAUUGCUCUAGUUUCCUUCCUAUUUGUGCAAGCAAACUCCUUUGCAACACUUCCAUCUUUGACAACAAAGAUACAACGAAAGUGUCUGGGAUACGGUUGUCAUCAAUUCCCACCGCUCAAGCAAAGUUCCGAUGACCAUGAAGAGAUCGAAUCUAAGAUUCCUCAGCUUCCGGCCAUCGGAACGUCUUCACUCCACCAAGGAGGCUCUUCCACGGUCCAAGCGGAACCACAAGGAAACUCUCAUGAACCCUUGAAUGACGUCGCUUUUGUAUCGCCAAAGUUCCAACUGCAGUACACUUGCAAGGUCUGCAAUACACGAAAUCAUCAUCUUGUUUCACGCAUUGCUUACACAGAAGGUGUCGUCAUCACGACCUGUAAGGGGUGCAAAUCCAAGCACAUGAUCGCCGACAACCUUGGAUCUGGAUGCUUGGAUGGUGACGCCAAUAUUGAAGCAUACUUUAAAGCUAGAGGGAUGGAAGACAUUACUCGAGUCACGGAAGAAGUCUUUGAACUGGAAAAAGUCCUCAACAUGGAUGCCCUGGUUGGUGACGAUGGGAAUCCAGUUUUGGAAUAA
Molecule: messenger RNA, 600 nt
Organism: Cylindrotheca closterium
Lineage: Eukaryota; Bacillariophyta; Bacillariophyceae; Bacillariales; Bacillariaceae
Source: the annotation of a GenBank genome assembly